Fragaria vesca subsp. vesca is the source of this 834-nucleotide messenger RNA. Its product is annotated as UPF0426 protein At1g28150, chloroplastic-like. Lineage: Eukaryota; Viridiplantae; Streptophyta; Magnoliopsida; Rosales; Rosaceae. The coding region runs from base 78 to 449 and encodes 123 amino acids. The record is from RefSeq and is a predicted model, not a curated record. The transcript has 3 exons.
AUACAUCUACUCACUACUUGUCGCCUUGUCGGAACCCAAACCAGAACCAGAACUAGAAGGAGCAGAGGAAGCUCAAUAUGUCGGUCUCACCUGUCAAUAUUUCUUCGUGUGCACAGCCACUGUGGAAUUCAAAGAAGUUCAUUAAACCCUCGGCAUUCACGAAGAAGCUGAAUCCCAGCAGCACAAGAGUGCGUUUGGGAAACAAUCAUGGGGUUAGAGCUUUUUUCUCCAAUCCGAUUGAAGAGCCCAUUGUCAAAAAAGCGCUUCAGGAGCCGGUUGCUUUCAUGGGAGGGAUGUUUGCGGGACUUCUACGACUUGAUUUGAAUGAUGAUCCGCUCAAGGAGUGGGUUUCCAGGACUGUGGAAGCGUCAGGGAUUACAGUGGAAGAAGUUGAUGCUAACGGAUCAGACCCUGAAGAAGAAACCCCGCAGCAGAUUGAGAUUGAAUAACAUCCUUAUUUCUCUUCAUGUACACAACACCAGGCAACCUUUCAUUGGAUUAUUAAGCAUGUAACUAUGAGUUGCUGGAAUAAGGUCCACUCACAGCUCAAUCAUAGUAUCGUUGUAAAUCGUAAGCAUCAUUAUUCUUAUGUAUUUGUAGCUGGGAGUGCUCUCAACAUUCAGUAUUAGCUACUUGCAUUCUGUACUCACUGUGAAAAAAGAAAAUGAAGUAUAGAAGAUUUAGUUUAGAGUACAGGAGGCUGAAUUGAGGAGAGCCAAUAGCAGUACCUGUUGUAAGUGUGAACAAAAAGCAUAAGCUCAUCUGUAGGAUCAUGCUUGUUUACAAAGUUAAGAAAUUUUUAUUUCUAAGCUCUGAUGAUCAUUAGGCAAUCAU